Messenger RNA from Acanthaster planci (crown-of-thorns starfish), 915 nucleotides. Its product is annotated as putative G protein-coupled receptor No18. Gene Ontology annotation, cellular component: plasma membrane. Gene Ontology annotation, biological process: cellular response to hormone stimulus; G protein-coupled receptor signaling pathway. The record is from RefSeq and is a predicted model, not a curated record. Gene Ontology annotation, molecular function: peptide binding; G protein-coupled receptor activity. Lineage: Eukaryota; Metazoa; Echinodermata; Asteroidea; Valvatida; Acanthasteridae.
AUGACUGCAGUGAUUGCAGCUGACCGCUACGACUGCGUUUGCCGACCACAUCGCCGGUUCUUCACGUACAGACGAGGCAAGAUAACAGCCGGGGCAGUGCUGGUAUUUUCACUCCUCAUCAACAUUCCAGCUUUUAUCCCUAGAACCGACAACCUUACAUUGACGACUGUAGAACAAGCUUUCCAAGCAUUUUGCUUCAUCACGGCCAUGGUGAUGAUCACGAUAUGUUAUGGAAGGGUUUACCUAACCAUCAAGAAACACGUCAAAGUCGAUGCUGGAGCCAAAAGUGGGGAUCGCUUCUCUUCGAGGGUAGGUGACGAAUGCUCGACAAAGCUAUCCACUGCUGCGUUCACAACCGUCCAUCCAAAGACCCAUUUGAAUGCAGUUUCUUCGGUGUCGGCAUCUGUCAGCAAACCAUGCUCGAGCCAAAAAGCUGAUGCCGGCAUGGCGCAGGUAGAGGAAGCCUCGAGCCAUGAUGCUGGUGUUGACGAGCCAUCCCUUGACGAAAGCAAGAAGCCACAUUUUGGUCGACCGUCAUCAGCAAGAAUGACCACACGUACCGGUACAUCAAAGAACACAGACUCUCUCAUCGUGAUCGGGAACGGCAUUCUAAGUCAAAUCCUCGGUGAUGCUGGACGCGCAGUACCAAAGGCUGAUGCUGCUGUCUUUCAGCGUAAGACAACCAGAAUGCUCUUCAUCACCAGUGUGGUGUUUCUACUGACGUGGUUGCCCUACUGGGUGAUGGUUAGCGGGCAAUUUGCCUCCUACGCUAAUCCAGUGUACUAUAGAAUAAUGGAGAAACUCUACAUUACACUUUACAUCAACAAUGCUGUUAAUCCACUAAUUUACGGACUGGCAAACAGGCGGUUUAGGAAAGACUGCAAGUUAGUUCUCAAGAGGAUCAAGGGCUGUUAA